This is a messenger RNA of Toxotes jaculatrix (banded archerfish), 1453 nucleotides long. Its product is annotated as transmembrane protein 176B-like. Gene Ontology annotation, cellular component: membrane. The transcript has 7 exons. Lineage: Eukaryota; Metazoa; Chordata; Actinopteri; Toxotidae. Bases 134 to 853 code for a protein of 239 amino acids. The record is from RefSeq and is a predicted model, not a curated record.
GGAGGAGCCCUUCUGGUAACAAGCUGACCCAGUAAUCUCUGCCGAAUAACUGCUGCGCAGUAAAUUCCUGCUCCUUUCGUCUGGUGGUACCGUAGCUUUUAUUCCUCCAUAAGCAUAAACAGUCUCUGGCAGGAUGUCCGUCUCCGUGACCAAAGCUGAUGGGGUCACUGUGAUCACUUUGACCUCUGACCCCCGGAGUCCUUGGCCUCCACUUUACCAAAUCUUGAAGGCCCUUUGCUACAACCCUCUGUGCUGCACUGUGUCUCAGCACCUUCGGAGGGUUCAGGGCAUGUCUCAGUCAGUACUUGCGACUCUGCACAUCAUGGUUGGAUUGCUCAACAUUGGCUUUGGAGGGAUUGACCUGGCAUUUGAUCCUUUUAGCGGCUUUCCUUUUUGGUUGGGUGCAUUGUUCAUGGUGUUUGGCAUCAUGUGCAUUUUAUCUGAGAAGUACCCCAGUCCAUGUCUGGUCACCCUCAAUGUGGUUCUGAAUCUGGCAGGAGUUAUUUUUGCCAUUGCAGCCAUUGUACUCUACAGCAUUAGCAUAGCAUCGACGUGGUUGUGGUGGUCGUGCUCAUAUGACUAUUAUGGAGAGUGGACGACAUCGAGUCCAUUUCCUGCAAAGGAGUUCAUGAAGGAGAGGUGCCUUCAAGGCCAAGAACUGGUCCUGAUGUUCCAAACAAGCCUCAAUGCUGUGAUGAUUGUCCUGUCUGCCCUGGAGCUCUGCGUCACCAUCAGCUCUGCCGUCUUGGGGAUCAAGGCUCUGAGGAGCAGUGCAAAGGGAGAAAAGCAGAGCACUGGUGACUCAGAGCUCUACAAACCACUACUGGAGGAAGUCACCACCAAGCAACCGUAAAGCCUAAAUGAAAAUCUCUGCUUUGUGUCAUUAGAUACCAGGAACUGUACGCUUUCGCAUUUAUGCCAUUGACUGUAGGUACUGUAAUGUCAGUGAUUCAAACAAAUUCAGCUGGUACAAUCUCUGCCAAAUUUCUGGCUCUAUUUCUGCAAGCAGUUGCUUAAAAAUAUUUACACUUUGUCUUUCAGAGUAGUUAUGGCAAUAAUCUGCACAACUUAUGCUGCUUUCCAUUUCAUUCUCUAAAUGUUUUGUUGAACCCAGUGAUUAUGAUUUUCUAUCGAGUAAUGUGCCUUAGAGUCAGCGUGUUUGCAGGUAAGAGGUAAGUUCUUACGUGUGUGGGACUGAUAGAAUGUUAAAGUAAAGGUAUUGAAACUAUUGACUGUUACGAAUUUCAUUGUUGUGUGUAUUUCUUAGCUGUACAUUGUUUGAACUAUUUGUGCUCUUAAUGUACAAAUAGAAACAGUAACUGUAAGUUAUCGUUCCUAUUUGGAGUUUGUGGUGAAGAAAGAUUUACAAUUUCACAAUGCCAAUUUAAAAUUAAAUAAAUGAUUAAAACUUUAAUCUGACCUGUAAUAAAAUUACUAUAUUGUAUGUACAGUA